Caenorhabditis remanei is the source of this 591-nucleotide messenger RNA. RefSeq lists its product as uncharacterized. The coding region runs from base 1 to 591 and encodes 196 amino acids. Lineage: Eukaryota; Metazoa; Nematoda; Chromadorea; Rhabditida; Rhabditidae. The transcript has 5 exons. The record is from RefSeq and is a predicted model, not a curated record.
AUGGCUGAUGUGACCAUCGUUCAAGUCGAGGACUUGCAAGACGACCUGAAGGAGUUCCUCCUUCGUGCUCAACGUCGUUCUUAUCGACACAACUUGAAGAAAGUCAAGGAGUAUGUUUCCAAGAUGAAGUCGGAGAGAAGCGUUUUCAAUAGAGUUCCGCUGGAUGGAGGAGCCGUUAUAAGUAUUUACAAUGCAAGGGAUAGAACAUUCAACCUCAUCAAGCGGCUGAUGAAACUCGUAAUGAGUCAAGAAGUUUUGGUCACUCUUCGAGACUAUCUCAAAGUCUGCAAUCAUUUGGAAGUUCGACUUCAAUCUCUCAUUUACCACAUUGCCCAGUGUCCCCAAUAUGACCUUGAAAUCGCUGAUAUCCGAGAGAAACUUGAUUCAAUGGAGGAAAUCGUCACUAAACUUGAAAUGGAAUACAAAAACGACGAAAACACGAGUGACGAACUUCUCGAAACCUGCGGUGUACUCAAAUUCACCGAGAACGCAGAAGAGGAAGAUGACCAAGAAGGAGACGACAACGACGGCGACGAUCAAGACGAUGAUGAAUUCGAAGAUGCCCGAGAGGAGACACAAUGGGAGAAAUGA